AUGGAUGUUCAAAAAUGGUAUUCGAGAACUUCAAAAUUGGCUCUGGCCUUGGCAAUUAUCCACUCAAAACCAGCAGACAGAAGUAGCAGAGAAUACACAGAACACCUUGCAAUGCUGGUGUCUGAGCCAGAGUCAAAGUGGAGAUCAAAAGUCAAAGCCUUGGAAGCUGAAGUUCUGCAAUUACGUCAGAACCUUCUUCUAAGCAGAAUUUGUUCAGGAUCAUUUAAGAGUGGAAACCUGUCUUCUGAGUUCCAGGCUCAGGAACCUAGAAGUUCUGAAAAUACAUUAACUCUGAUGGAAGAUUCUGGGUGUGUUUUAUCAAAUGAGCAGAGAACCGAGUCUUUAGAGCUGCCCCAGCAUUUUGUGGAGAGCUGUACCCCCACACCCUUUCCACCAUUGCCUCUUAUGAAAAGACCCUGUGCUACCCUGGAAAAUCCUCUGUCUUCUCACAUGCAAUUUUUGCAACAUCUACUUGAACUGAAGAACUUGACAGAAUCAGGUAGUUUGAAAACAGACUUAACUUAUUUUGAAAAAGACUUUUCCAUAGUCUCUGAGUCUGUUUUUCUGUUGCUGGAUGGCCUGAUUACUUUUUACCAUAAUCCUAAACCUCCUUUUUCAAGCUUUUGGACAGAAGCUGUUGAUACUUUAGCUAGACUGAUCAGUGAUUAUAACUUAUCUAAUCAUAUUCUUAAGAAGUGUUCCAAGAAGUUGGAAGAAUUUGAGAAAACUCUACUACGGGUUAUUUUAGGGAACAACAAUAUAAAUCGGUUUCAGGUGCAGCAUUAUGCCUCUCAUAGUCUGGUAACCCUAGGACAUUGCAGCUUGUUGAGAAAAUCUAUUAUACCUCUGCUUCUAUCAGAAGUAAAUAGCUUUGCUGAUGAUCUGGGAGCUGUGAAUCAGGAGGCAGCCAGUUACGAUGUGACACGCUAUGAAAAUAUUUUCUUCCUGUUCUGGGUUCUGGAGCAGCUUCUUCAAAAGGAAACUGAAGAAGGCAACACUGCAAGUAUAGGGCAUGAUGACCAAGAAAUCAAGAAAUUUCUUCAGAAGCAUGAUGAAACUAUUUUCCAACUUUCUGAUGCAUUUCCUUUAUUUACUUUUUAUUUAUGGAGACUAGGCAUUCUCUUGAACUCAUCAGAGAUAGAAACUGUUAAAAAUAAUUCAGUUCCUUAG
Molecule: messenger RNA, 1170 nt
Organism: Lemur catta (Ring-tailed lemur)
Lineage: Eukaryota; Metazoa; Chordata; Mammalia; Primates; Lemuridae
Gene: MEI4
Product: meiotic double-stranded break formation protein 4
Exons: 4
Coding region: 1-1170 (389 amino acids)
Biological process (GO): homologous chromosome pairing at meiosis; oogenesis; meiotic DNA double-strand break formation
Cellular component (GO): lateral element
Source: RefSeq, a predicted model, not a curated record